GGAGGCGGAAGUGGGGUCGAAGUCACUAGCCGGAAGAGGCGUGUUAAGCGAAUGUCCAAGACGAGGCGGAGUGAUGGUGGCGGCGCCGGUGGGGUGUCAGAUCGGGAGAGCGAUCUGGCCACCCCGCGGCUGACCAACGACGACCGAAUCAGCGGAAUGUCAGUGGAGAGGAUGGGCAGUGAUGCUACGGGAUUGGGAGAUCGGGGCAGUGACAAUAUGGACGGCAGUUUCGGAGGUCCUUCGCAGGGAGAUGGUGGAGGAAGGAGGAGGACCAAACACAAGCUCAAUUUCCAAGGCACCAAAAGUACCAUUGUUGGUGGAAAAUCGCGUACUGCCAGUUCCACAAAAAUCACCACCGGAGCCUCACUCAUUCCGGAUCUAAAUCUGGUGAUUAAUCGAAUGCGCAACAUGCCCGACGACUCCUUCGUCUAUAUGGACUAUAUGCUGCCCCACGACAGUGAAUACUUUACGCCGUACAGUCUCCGUUUGGUGGAGUACAGCGACCUGAACACCUACGAACCCUUCUACACGGUGACCCGUCAUGGUGUUACCUUCUGGCAUUGCUCCGAGAACUUCUUCACGCCCCUGGAUCAAUGGCAGCAGGAGUUCGAACAAUUCCUGAGCAUCAUUCAGAUACGAUCCUUUUCCAUUUUUCGUCUCUGGAAGGGAUUCAAGGUGUGGGAGAAGACGAUCAAGUGGCGGAAAUUGAACGAAGCCCGUGACUUUUUACAAAAUAAUCUAUUUAUCGUAAUACCCCAAUUGGCGAAAGCAAUUCUACGAAUGAGAAGCGAUAUCGUACAAAUGGAACGUUUAAAUUUUGUUAAUGUCAGCAAUGUAGAGAACUGGCAUCCUUUCUACUUCCUGGAGACACAUAUGAGGAUAUACGAAACAUUGCACAAGAUAUUUACAGAUUUUCGAGAAUUUAUUGGCAAAACAAUAUUUCGAGCUUGCACAGAUGCCAUUCAGGCCCGUGGCUUCUAUCCAGAUGAUGAGGUUAACUAUUAUCCUUCUUUGAAAAAGAUGCGAGAGGCUCACAGUUUUAUGGACAGAGCUCGAAAAAGAGCCUUUUGUAAAACUUUAACAAACUUUUUAACUUACUGCGAUAUGAUGGUCUAUCAAAUGCUUUAUCGUAUUACCAUCAAAAGUUUUGCCGAUCUGGCCUGGGCCUUUGAGGUUCAUGAUGAACUGGGUCCUUCGGAACUCGAUAUCAGCAAACACGAACGGGUCGAUAAAAAAAUUGAAAAACCCCGACCAUCGGACAAGCCUCAAAGUCCUUUCUUCCUGGCCAUGUUGCGGCUUCUGCCGGAUCGCAUCGAUGUGGAACCAUCGGAAGAUGUCAUCAGGAUUAUAUUCCAGCGCAUUACAGGCCUGAUUUUAGAGACAGUUUUAGAGAUUCAUCCUUUUACCACGGAUCCUUUCUUUUCGCAAUAUACACAGCCCUCCAUUAUGGGUCGACAGGAAGAAGUGCUUUACGAAGGAGCCCCUGAUCUGCAUUAUUUGUUAAAAGCCGAUGUUCGAUUUCAAUAUAAUCGGAAAAACAUGUUUAAUUUGAUUCGACGAGCUUACGAUAGAGCUCGUCUCUACACGAUGAGGUUCCACAGCAUUCGGGAGAACUUCGAAGUGGACAACAGUACAGAUCCCACAGUCCUGAACACAGAGAGAGACCUGGAACUGCUGCGUGCCUACUGCGAUCGAUACUGCAACAAUGUCCGGGCCUUGGAUGGCAUCCUGGAGUACAUCUUCUUGGGAUUACUGAAGCUAACCCAAACGAACUUCAAGGAGACAGUGACUCCGGUCUGUUCCCGGCUUCAGAACAUCCUGGCCACCUAUUUGCCCAAGCUGGCCGAGGAGGAAACGACCAGGUUGUACGAGGAGGCACAGGACUUCUAUGGCAGGAUAUGCUACGAACCGCACGAAACCCUCGAGAUUGUGGCCCAUAUUCGGUUCCUGGACACGUGCGACUCUGAGCUGGACGACAUCUUCAAGGGCAUUGACUACGUCCAUGACCUGCUGCUUAUUAUCAAGGACUUUAGCAUACCCAUCGAUGAUGAGUCCAAGGAGGACUACAUGGACACCGAGGACUACUUGAACCGCACCCGAGAGACGCUGGCGGAGAUCAAGGAGAAGCGGCAGGAGUUUAUCAAUCGCCUGGAAGACGCCAUGCAGGAUGACAUCGCCCAGUUGAAGGAGGAGAUCCACGAAGUGGCCAUCAUGGCCCUGGAUCCCUCGCUGUUGGAUGCGAAAUCGGAUCGUAAUGCUGUGACGUCCAAGUUGGACGUAAUGCUGGAUCGGUUGAACGAGUGCCGUGACCGGGCCGAUGAGUUCCUGGGCUAUCAGAAGGAGUUCCAGAUCGACCUAACCAUGUACGAGGAGAUGGCCUCCGGCUUCUAUGACAUCCGGAUGCGUCAGAAUCUCUACAAGACCCAGACCGAGUGGGAGGAGUCCCUGGCCGAGUGGAUCACCGCGGACUUCAAUACCCUGAACGUCAACGACAUGGUCGAGCUGAAUGCCAAGACGAUCAAGAACUGUCUCCAGUUUAUGAAGUACUUGCCGGAGAACAACAUCGUGCCCGUCCUCCAUGCCUCUGCAGAGGCCUUCAAGGAGAAGCUGCCGGUCAUCGGUUAUCUGCGAAAUCCAAACCUGAGAGCUCGCCACUGGACCGAGAUCGAGGACCUGCUGAACCGCAAGUUCUUCCAGGAGAAGGACAUCAUUAUCCAAACGUACGAGGAUGUGCACGCCUUCGACGAUGUCAGUAUCGGGGAGGCGCUCAUGCAGAUCUCCUCGCAGGCCACCGGCGAAGUCCAGCUGGAGAACAUGCUGAAGGCGAUAGAGACCACCUGGAAGGAGACGGAACUCUCCAUUGUAUCGCAUCACGAUGCCAAAGAUGUCUUCAUCCUGGCGGGCACCGAGGAGCUCCAGGCCGUGCUCGAUGACUCGAAUGUGAAUAUCAACACCAUAGCUGCCUCCAAGUUCGUGGGUCCCAUCAAGGGCAAGGUGGAUGAAUGGAUAACGGCCAUGGAUCAGUUUGCCAAGACCUUUGAAUCCUGGAUGGACUGCCAGGGAGCUUGGAUCUAUCUGGAGGCCAUCUUCGCCUCGGCGGACAUCCAACGACAGUUGCCCCACGAGGCCAAGAUGUUCUUCACCGUCGACAAGAGCUUCAAGGAGACGGUCCGCCAGGCCAAGAAGGUGGCCCUCGCCCUGCCCACCAUGUCCAGCGUGGAGGUGUUCAAGUCUCUGGUGGAGAACAAUCGUCUCCUGGACCUGAUAUCCCGCGGUCUGGAGGCCUAUUUGGAGGUGAAGCGUGUGGUGUUCCCAAGAUUCUAUUUCCUGUCCAAUGACGAGCUGCUGGAGAUCCUGGCCCAGACCAGGAUACCCCAGGCUGUGCAGCCGCAUCUGCGCAAGUGCUUCGAUGCCAUCUACCGCUUGGAGUUUGGGUCGAAGGAGGGCGGCGACGGCAAGAUGGUGGCCACCAACGACAUCAUCGCCUUCCUGUCGCCCGAGGGCGAGAAGCUGCAGUUCGGGAAGGGCCUGAAGGCGCGCGGCGCCGUCGAGGAGUGGCUGUCCAAGGUGGAGGAGGCCAUGUUCGUGUCCGUCAAGCGGUACAUGCGCUUCGGCUAUCAGUGCUAUCCGGCCAAGGAGCGCGAGGACUGGUUCCAGGACCAUCCCAAUCAGGUGGUGCUCACCGUCUCCCAGGUGCAGUGGGCGGCCGACAUUCAUCGCAUCUACGAGGGCAAGGAACGCAAUCCCCUCAACAUUCUCGAGAAGAUGGCCAAGUUCGAGAUCAAGUGCCUGAAGGAUCUGGGAGCACUGGCCGCUCUGACGAGGAAGAGCAUCUCCUCGCUGCUGCGGAAGAUCCUGUGCGCGCUGAUCACCAUCGAUGUCCACGCCAAGGACUCGGUGCACAUGCUCAUCGAAAAGGAGGUGUCCAAGCCGACGGACUUCAACUGGCUGAAAAUGCUGCGCUUCUACUGGGCGGAUGAAACGGAAACGGUCUACUCCCGGAUGGCGGCCGCCAACAUCCCGUACUACUACGAGUACCUGGGUGCCGGCGGUGUCCUGGUGCUCACCCCGCUAACGGAUCGCUGCUACCUGUGCCUGAUGGGCGCCUUCCAGAUGGACCUGGGCGGCGCACCGGCCGGACCAGCCGGCACUGGGAAGACGGAGACCACCAAGGAUUUGGCCAAGGCCCUGGCCAAGCAGUGCGUGGUGUUCAACUGCUCCGACGGCCUGGACUACAAGAUGAUGGGUCGCUUCUUCUCCGGCCUGGCCCAGUGCGGUGCCUGGUGCUGCUUCGACGAGUUCAACCGCAUCGACAUCGAAGUGCUCUCCGUGAUUGCCCAGCAACUGAUCACCAUCCGAACGGCCAAGGCGAUGAAGGUGAAGCGCUUCAUCUUUGAGGGCCGCGAGAUCAAGAUCAAUCGCUCCUGCUGCGUCUUCAUCACCAUGAAUCCCGGCUAUGCCGGACGAACCGAGCUGCCGGACAACCUGAAGGCCCUCUUCCGACCCAUUUCCAUGAUGGUGCCGGACUACGCCCUCAUUUCCGAGGUCAUUCUCUACUCGGAGGGCUUCGAAGACCCGAAGAUCCUGGCCAGGAAGAUGGUGCAGAUGUACCAGCUCUGCAGCCAGCAGCUGAGCCAGCAGAACCACUACGACUUCGGCAUGCGAGCCGUGAAGUCCGUCCUGGUGAUGGCCGGAGCCUUGAAGCGCGCCUCGCCCAACCAGCGGGAGGACAUCACCCUGAUUGCCGCUCUCCGGGACUCCAACAUACCCAAGUUCUUGGCCGACGAUGCGGUGCUCUUCCGGGGCAUCCUCAGCGAUCUGUUUCCGGGCGUGGAGCUGCCCGACUCGCAGCACCCCCACCUGGAGGCCAGUCUGCGGCUGGGACUCCGGAACAAGUACCUGCAGGCGGUGCCCACGACGAUCCGGAAGUGCCUCCAGCUGUACGAGACGAUGUGCGUCCGCUGGGGCGUGAUGUUGGUGGGGCCUACGGGGGGCGGCAAGUCCGUGGUCCUGCACGCCCUGGAGUUCGCCCUGUCGCACCUGUUCGAGAACGAGGUCCAUGACCCGAACUUCCGGCCGGUGGUCAUCCAAACCAUGAAUCCCAAGGCGGUGACGAUGAACGAGCUGUACGGCUAUGUGGACGCCAAGACGCUGGAAUGGCAGGACGGGCUACUGGGCUUGGCGGUGCGCACAGCCACCUUGGUGGAGGAUGAAAUCCAUCAGUGGAUCAUGUGCGAUGGGCCGGUGGACGCCGUGUGGAUUGAGAAUCUGAACACCGUGCUGGACGACAACAAGAUGCUCUGUCUGGCCAACUCGGAGCGCAUCAAGCUGACCGCCUGGAUCCAUAUGCUCUUCGAGGUGCAGGACCUGCUGCAGGCCUCCCCCGCCACCGUCUCCCGCUGCGGCAUGGUCUACGUGGAUCCCGGCGAUCUCGGCUGGAUCCCCCUGAUCGACACCUGGCGCGAAGUGGACAUGGGCAAGAAGCUGCCGCCCCAGCUGGCCGACUUCCUCUACCAGCUCUUCGUCGGGUACUUCGACAAGGCCCUAAAGAUCGAGAGGAAGCGGGCGGUGUACACCAUCCACCAGGUGCUCGGCUCCAAGGUGCGCCUGUGCUGCAAUCUCACCUCGUCCCAGCUGGAGGCCGUCAACUGGCGGACCAUGGCCGAUGACCCGGCCAAGGAGCUGCUCACCAAGAUCUUUGCCUGGACGGUGCUCUGGGCGAUUGCCUCCAACCUGAAGGAUGCCGAGAAGGUGUCCUUUGAGGAGCAGUGGAGUCGGGCCAUGAGCCAGCAUCCCAACAUGACAUUACCCAAAUCCUCGAUGUGGAACUUCCGGAUAGAUCUGGAGAAGCAGGACUGGGGCAGCUGGAACCAGAUCAUGCAAAAGUUCCACUUCGAUCCGGAGAUCUCUUACUAUGACAUGCAAGUGCCCACAGUGGACACCACCAAAUAUGGCUAUGUGGCUGACUUGCUCUUCAAGAGGAGCAUGCCCGUGAUGGUGACUGGAGACACGGGAGUGGGCAAGACCGUCCUCGCCAUUAGCUGCAUGAAGCGACUGCAGAGCGAGGGCAAGGUCAUACCCGUCAUCCUGAACUUCUCCGCCCAGACGAGCAGUGUCCGCACCCAGGAGAUGAUCGAGGGUCCGCUGGAGAAGCGCAAGAAGACGCAGCUGGGAGCGCCGGUGGGCAAGACGGUGAUCGUCUUCAUCGACGACGUCAAUAUGCCCAAGCUGGACACGUACGGUGCCCAGCCGGCCAUUGAGCUGCUGCGUCAGUUCCUCGACUUCAAGGGCUUCUACGAUCGGGAGAAGCUCUUCUGGAAGGAGAUCCUGGACGUGGUGCUGGGCUGUGCCUGCGCUCCGCCUGGAGGUGGCCGGAAUCCGCUGACGCCCCGCUUCGUCCGGCACUUUGCCCUGUUCUCGCUGCCCAAGCCCAACGAGGAGACCCUCACCCAGAUCUUCAAUGGGAUCCUGCGCGGCUUCCUGCAGACCUUCUCCGGCACCAUUCGCGCCCUCUCCGAGCCGAUGGUCAACGCCUGUGUGGACGUCUAUAUGCGGGUGGCCAACGUGAUGCUGCCGACUCCCGAUCGCUCGCACUACAUCUUCAACUUGCGGGAUCUGUCCAAGUGCAUCCAGGGCAUCCUGCAAGCCAGCAACCUGCACUACAACCAGGAGAGCCAGAUCCUCAGGCUGUUCUACCACGAGACCACCCGUGUCUUCCACGAUCGCCUCAUCAACCAGGACGACAAGAAUCUCUUCAAGAGCCUCAUGAAGGAUGUGUGUCUGGACCACUUUAAUCGGCAGGUAAUCGGCGAUGAUGAACCGGAGGUCCUCUUUGGAGACUUUAUGGUCUUUGGAAAGCCCAAGAACGAGAGAAUCUACGAUGAGAUCAAGGACCAUGGAAAGCUGGAGAGCGUCCUCAACGACUACAUCGUGGACUACAACUCGAUAGCGGUGGGUAAGGGCAUGAAGCUGAUCCUCUUCCAGGACGCCAUGGAGCAUACGGUGCGGCUGGCCCGUCUCCUGCGCAGCGAUCGGGGCAACGGUCUCCUGGUGGGUGUGGCCGGCAUGGGCAAGCAAUCCCUCACCAGGCUGGCCUCCCACGUCAACGAAUACAACUGCUGGCAGAUCGAGAUGAGGCGGAACUACGAUCUCAAUGCCUUCCACGAGGAUCUCAGAGUUCUCUACAGGAUUGCAGGGAUUGAAAACCAACCUGUGACCUUCCUGCUGAUUGACAGCCAGAUUGUGGAGGAGGAGUUCCUGGAGGACAUCAACAAUAUCCUCAAUUCCGGCGAGGUUCCCAAUCUCUUCGAGGGGGAUGAGUACGAGAAGAUCAUCCUGGAUGCCCGCGAUGGCUGUAAUGAGAACAGAAAGGAUGAGCCCUGCACUCGGGACGAGAUCUACAAGCACUUCAUCAACCGGGUGCGGAACAACCUCCAUGUGGUCAUGUCGAUGAGUCCGGUGGGUGAUGCCUUCCGCAGGAGAUGCCGCAUGUUCCCCUCGCUGGUCAACUGCACCACCAUCGAUUGGUUCACCAGCUGGCCCACCGAAGCCCUCUACUCGGUGGCCCUGGGACUGCUGAACAAGAUCGCCCCCAAGAUGGAGGACCGGGUGGCGCUGGCCAGCACCACGGUGUUCAUGCAUAAGACCGUGGAGGAUGCCUCGGUGCGGUUCUACAAGGAGAUGAAGCGCCACUACUACACCACGCCCAGCAGCUACCUGGAGCUGCUCAAGCUCUACCAGAAUCUCCUCAAGCUCAAGAACCAGGAGAUCAUUGCCAAGAGGAAGCGCAUCGCCAAUGGUCUGAACAAGCUCCUGGAAACCAACGAAGUGAUCGCUGUCAUGGGCAAGGAACUGGAGGUGAUGGUGCCGCAGCUGGACGAGAAAUCCGCCUUGAUGAAGUCCCUGGUGGAUAACCUGACCAAGGAGACCAAACAGGCGGACGCCGUCAAGCAGAGCGUCAUGGAGGACGAGACGAACGCCAAGGAGAAGGCGGCGGUGGCCCAGGCCAUAUCCGAGGACGCCAGCAAGGAUCUGGAGAUAGCCAUGCCGGCACUACGCGAGGCCGAGGAUGCCCUCAAGGGUCUCACCAAGGCGGACAUCAAUGAGCUGAAGUCCUUCACGACACCCCCGGCGCUGGUGCAGUUCUGCAUGGAGGCGGUGUGCAUCCUACUGGGUGCCAAACCCACCUGGGCCUCGGCCAAGGCCAUCAUGGCGGACAUCAACUUCAUCAAGCGGCUCUUCGAGUACGACAAGGAGCACAUGAAGGACGACACCCUCAAGAAGGUCAAGAAGUACAUCGAUCACAAGGACUUUGUGCCAGCAAAAUUCGAGAAGGUCUCCAAGGUGGCCAAGUCGGUGAGCAUGUGGGUCAUUGCCAUGGACAAGUUCUCCAAGGUCUACAAGGUGGUGGAGCCGAAGAUCAAGCGCAAGGAGGCCGCCGAGGCGGAGCUCAAGGAGGUGAUGACCGUGCUCCGGCAGAAGCAGAAGGAGCUGGCCGCCGUCGAGGCCAAGAUCCAGGCCCUGCGCGACAGUCUCGAGGAGAAGCAGCGCGAGUUCCAGGUCAUCCAGGACAACGUCGAUCUCACCUACGGCCGGAUCAACCGUGCCGGCCGUCUCACCUCCGCUCUGUCCGACGAGCAGGUGCGCUGGCGGGAGACCGUCAAGUCCCUGACUGGCGACCUGGCCUGCGUCCCGGGGGAUGUCCUGGUGGCCGCCGCCUGCGUCGCCUAUCUGGGCGCCUUCUCCAACGAGUACCGGCGCGACAUGAGCGCCCUGUGGGUGACCAAGUGCCGGGAGCACAAGAUCCCCUCCAGCGGCGACUUCAACCUCCUGAAGGUGCUCGGCGAUCCGUACGAGAUGCGCCAGUGGAACGUCGACGGCCUACCCAAGGACAACAUAUCCAUUGAGAAUGGCAUCUACGCCACCCGGGCACUCCGCUGGGCGCUCAUGAUCGAUCCCCAGGAGCAGGCCAAUCGCUGGAUCCGCAACAUGGAGGGCGCCAACAAUCUCCAGGUCAUCAAGAUGACGGAUCCGGGCAUGAUGCGCGUCCUGGAGAACAGUGUCCGGCAGGGCUACCCGGUCCUGCUGGAGGAAAUCAACGAGACGAUCGAUCCUUCGCUGCGCCCCAUCCUCCAGCGGGAGACCUACAAGUUCGAGGGUCGGGUGUACCUGAAGCUGGGCGACCAGGUCAUCGACUACGACGACAACUUCAAGCUCUACAUGACCACCAAGCUGCCCAAUCCCCACUACCUGCCCGAGGUGUGCAUCAACGUCACGUUGGUGAACUUCCUGGUGACGGAAAGCGGCCUGGAGGAUCAGCUCCUGGCGGACAUUGUGGCCAUUGAACUGCCCGCCAUGGAGAUCCAACGCAAUGACCUCGUCGUGAAGAUCAACUCCGACAAGCAGCAGCUGCUGGCGCUGGAGGACAAGGUCCUGAAGCUGCUCUUCAACUCCGAGGGCAAUAUCCUGGACGAUGAGGAGCUGGUGGAGACCCUCAACGAUGCCAAGGAAACCUCCUUGAUCAUCGCCGCCCGACUGAUCGACACGGAGGAGACGGAAAAGAUCAUCACUGCCUCCCGGGAGCGGUACCGCAUCCUGGCAUCGCGCGGCGCCAUCCUCUACUUUGUGGUGGCCGGCCUGGCCGAGAUCGAUCCCAUGUACCAGUACUCCCUGAAGUACUUCACGCAGGUCUUCUGCAAUGUCCUGCGACUGGAUCAUCCCGUCCAGACGGUGGAGGUGCGGAUAGCCACCCUGAUGGUGGACGAGCUUAAGGCCAUUUUCGACAACAUAUCGCGGGGGCUGUUCGAGAACCACAAGAUCAUCUUCAGCUUCCUGCUGGCCCUGUCCGUGGAGCGGCAGGAGAAGCGCGUCACCGACGAGGAGUUCAACUUCCUGACGCGCGGCUCCGUGGGCAAUAUCCGGCCAAAGAAGAUGCCGGCCAGCCUGAAGCUCAGCCAGAUGCAGUGGGAUACGUGCAUCUAUCUGGAGGACAACUUCCCGGACGUCUUCUCCGGCUUCACCGAUGAACUGGACAAGCCAUUCUUCAUCCAGCUGAUGGACAACCGGGAGGACUUUGACUUUGCCGGCACGAAGCAACCGCCCACGGACAAGUGGAACAAGCGGUUGAAGCUCUUCAGCAAGCUGAUGUUCGUGGCGGUCUUCCGGAAGCCCAGAUUCCUCCUGAACAUCGUCUGCUAUCUGAACGGCACCGUGGGGCGAUACUUUACGGAAGCGGGAGCCGGAACCCAGCUCAGCACGGUCUACCUGGACACCUCAGCGAUUACACCUCUGAUCUUUGUCCUGUCCACUGGGUCGGAUCCCAUGGCUGGUUUCCUCAAGUUCACCACCCUGAUGCAGUUCACGGACAAGUACUACUCGAUAUCCCUGGGCCAGGGGCAGGGUCCGCUGGCGGAGAACCUGAUCGAGAAGAGCCUGAGGUUGGGGCACUGGGUGUUCCUGCAGAACUGCCAUCUGGCCACGUCGUUUAUGCAGACCCUGGAGACGAUUGUCCGCAACCUGACCCUCGGGAUCACCAAGGCCAAUCCGGAGUUCCGGCUGUAUCUCUCCUCCAUGCCCAUUGCCACGUUCCCGAUCAGCGUGCUCCAGAACUCGGUGAAGAUCACCAAUGAGCCGCCCAAGGGCAUCAAGGCGAACGUGAUGGGCGCCCUGGCCGACCUCAAGCCGGACUUCUUCGAGCAGCACAUCCAGAACGGCAACUGGCGGGCCAUCGUGUUCGGGCUGUGCAUGUUCCAUGCCGUGCUCCUCGAGAGGCGCAAGUUCGGGCCGCUGGGCUGGAACAUCACCUACGAGUUCAGCGAGAGCGACCGGGAGUGCGGCCUGAAGACGCUGGACUUCUUCAUCGAUCGCGAGGUGGCCGAGGACAUACCCUGGGAGGCGAUCCUCUACAUCAACGGCGAGAUCACGUGGGGCGGUCGCGUCACCGACUACUGGGAUCUGCGCUGUCUGCGCACCAUCCUGAUGAUCUUCUCCUCCAAGCGGAUCAUCCAUCCGGAGUACAAGUACUGUCGCGGUGAGAGCAACUACCGGGAUCCCAGGAAGAAGACCCUGGUGGAGUACGCCAACUUUGUGCAGAACUUCCCGGUGCUGGAGGAUCCGGAGAUCUUUGGCAUGAACCAGAACGCCAACAUUGUCUUCCAGACGAAGGAGACGGACUUCUUCAUCAGCACCCUGCUGCUGGGCCAGCCCAGGUCGUCGGCGGACGAGGGCCAGGCGGCGGAGAACGAGAUCGCCCAGCAGAUCAUAGCCCGCAUCCAGAAGGCUCUGGUAACCAAGAUUCAACGGGAGCCUCUGCACGACACCCUUUCGGUGCUGGACAGCAAGGGCCAGGUGCCGUCCCUGACCAUUGUCCUCGUCCAGGAGAUCGAUCGCUUCAACAUCUCGCUGGGCAUCAUCCACGACAGCCUGGCGAACCUGUCCAAGGCCAUCAAGGGUCUGGUGGUGAUGUCCGAGGAGCUGGAGAACGUCUUCAAGGCCCUCCUGGCCAACCUGGUGCCCGCCUCCUGGGCGAAACGCAGCUUCCUGUCCAUCAAGCCGCUGCCCAGCUACAUCGCGGACUUCCAGCGGCGCAUCGACUUCAUCCAGCAGUGGGCCGAGAAUGGAGCACCCCGCUCCUACUGGAUCAGUGGCUUCUUCUUCCCCCAGUCCUUCCUCACGGGCAUCCUGCAGACCUACGCCCGUCGCCGCAUUCUGCCCAUCGACUCCCUCAAGAUUGACUUUGAAAUCGUGGAGAAGGAGCUCAUCCAGCAGGACUUUUUCGAGAUGCACUCCAACAACAAGAGCGACGCCAAGCUGUAUGGCAAUCUGCCGGAGUGCACCGACGCCAUCAUCCAUGUGCAUGGAAUCUUCAUCGAGGCGGCGCGCUGGGACCUGAGCAAGGGCGGCCUGUGCGACGCCAACUUUGGGGAGCUCUACACCCGGAUGCCGGUGGUCAAGUUCAAGCCCUGCCUGGAGAUCUCGCCCCAGAUCCGGUACGAGGCGCCCCUCUACAAGACCCAGCAGCGUUCCGGCGUCCUCUCCACCACCGGCCACUCGACCAACUUUAUACUCUCCGUUCUCCUCAAGAGCAACAACGAUCCGGAGUUCUGGAUAAUGCGUGGCACUGCCCUGGUCUCGGGUGUGGUGGAGAACGUGUGCUAG
Molecule: messenger RNA, 12156 nt
Organism: Drosophila bipectinata
Lineage: Eukaryota; Metazoa; Arthropoda; Insecta; Diptera; Drosophilidae
Gene: Dhc16F
Product: Dynein heavy chain at 16F
Biological process (GO): microtubule-based movement
Cellular component (GO): dynein complex
Molecular function (GO): dynein light intermediate chain binding; ATP binding; minus-end-directed microtubule motor activity
Source: RefSeq, a predicted model, not a curated record